Molecule: messenger RNA, 2088 nt
Organism: Morus notabilis
Lineage: Eukaryota; Viridiplantae; Streptophyta; Magnoliopsida; Rosales; Moraceae
Product: glycerol-3-phosphate dehydrogenase [NAD(+)] 2, chloroplastic
Exons: 9
Coding region: 87-1406 (439 amino acids)
Biological process (GO): glycerol-3-phosphate catabolic process; carbohydrate metabolic process
Cellular component (GO): glycerol-3-phosphate dehydrogenase (FAD) complex; cytosol
Molecular function (GO): glycerol-3-phosphate dehydrogenase [NAD(P)+] activity; NAD binding
Source: RefSeq, a predicted model, not a curated record
CAAAGCCCCGACCUUCAUCACUUGACGAUAUACAUCCAACGCCCAACACACACACACACUCUCUCUCUCUCUCUCUCUGCCCAGCAAUGGCGGUUUUGAUGGAACCCUCUUCAUCUUCACUAAACCCAAUCUUCCCUUCCAAUUCUAACCCAUAUCGUCGUGAUCUCAGAGUUUUUAAGAAACCGCCGACCCUUCUUCUCCGCCUCCACUCUCCGGCCCCUUCGGCGGACCCACCUUGCUGCGCCGCCACGCCCCCUUCUCUUGGAGAUCAAGAACCGGCGCCGGACUCCUCCCCAGAACGGACACGAGAUCGCCGGAGGGCGGUUCGCUUGGCCUGGGAGAAGCUCGUUCGGUGGUCCAGGUCCUGGCGCUCCAAGGCCAAAACCGACGUUCUUGAGAAAACUAACAAGGUUGUUGUGCUUGGAGGUGGAUCUUUUGGUACUGCAUUGGCUGCCCAUGUUGCAGGCAGAAAGCCUGAAUUGGAAGUCAGCAUGCUUGUACGUGAUCCUCAAGUUUGUCAGUCUAUCAAUGAGAACCAUUGUAAUUGUAAAUAUUUCCCCAAACACAAGCUACCCCAAAAUGUAGUUGCAACCAGCGAUGCUAAAGCUGCCUUGCUGGGUGCUGACUAUUGCCUCCAUGCCGUCCCUGUACAGUUCAGCUCUUCUUUUCUUGCUGGAAUUGCAGAACACGUUGAUCCUGGUUUGCCAUUCAUAUCCCUCAGCAAGGGCUUAGAGCUAAAUACACUGAGGAUGAUGUCUCAGAUUAUUCCCCAUGCAUUGAAGAAUCAGCGCCAGCCUUUCAUUGCAUUAUCAGGGCCUUCUUUUGCUCUAGAACUAAUGAACAGAUUGCCAACAGCAAUGGUGGUGGCAUCAAAAGACAAGAAAUUGGCAAACGCAGUUCAGCAGCUACUAGCUUCUGACCAUCUAAGAAUCAGCACUUCAAGUGAUGUCACAGGGGUGGAGAUCGCAGGUGCCCUUAAGAAUGUGCUUGCAAUUGCUGCAGGAAUUGUGGAGGGGAUGAAUCUUGGUAACAAUUCCAUGGCGGCUCUUGUUGCGCAAGGUUGUUCCGAAAUACGAUGGUUGGCAACAAAGAUGGGAGCAAAGCCGACGACGAUUACUGGUCUAUCAGGGACUGGAGACAUCAUGCUUACAUGUUUUGUGAAUCUUUCAAGAAACAGAAUGGUCGGAGUCCGUCUAGGAUCCGGCGAGAAACUGGAAGACAUCUUGAGUUCCAUGAGUCAGGUGGCAGAAGGUGUAUCAACAGCUGGAGCUGUUGUCGCUUUGGCCCAGAAAUAUAAUGUAAAGAUGCCAGUUCUAACGGCAGUUGCUCGGAUUAUUGACAAUGAACUGACACCAAAGAAAGCUGUUUUCGAGUUGAUGAGCCUCCCUCAGGUUGAAGAAGUAUGAUUUGUCCGAGACUCUAGCAAGAAAUCCCGAUUUUGUCAAGAAAUCCCGAUUGUCAUUGAACUCGGCUUCGGAACUUCACCAAACCAUUCAUUUUGCAUAGAUUUCUUUUCAUUCGUGUUUUGCAUUCAGUGUCUAUUCUUUAAUUUACCCUUCUCCGAAUACUUGACCAGGAGAACAGUUUUGCAACUCGGGGAUUAUAGUUUUACAAAGUACAGGUCCGAAUUCCAGCCUUUGUCCUCCAAUUUCAUGGAAAUACUUCUCAACAAAUUUUUUCAUAAAACAAAAGAGCAUUUCAAUUAAAUUUCUGGUAAUUACAUGAAAAUUGUUGCUGAGUGCUAGUGUAAGGAAUAUGCCUAGUAUUCUUUGCUGUGGGAGUGGACCUAUAAAUCUGAGUAUCCGGAUCAACGUUUCUAAAACCCUGUUGUGGUAAUUAAAAGGAAAAUUAAUUAACUACUAAGAUGGGAGAGGCACAUGCCAAUCCAAAAACAUAAAUAAAGAUAUCAAAUGAAGGCCAUUUCCAAUUGCUCCCAACUUCCUAAUAAGCUUUUUUGGACCUAUUGAGGUAAGUAAAUAUAUCAAGAAACCUAUAAGCAGUAGGGGCAAAGAAACGCACAUAUCAAUGAUCAAUGAAUAAAAACUGAUAUAACUUUCAUUUUUAACUUCUUUUUAAUACCACUAACCC